Messenger RNA from Mus caroli (Ryukyu mouse), 684 nucleotides. The record is from the annotation of a RefSeq genome assembly. NCBI's taxonomy places the organism in Eukaryota, Metazoa, Chordata, Mammalia, Rodentia, Muridae.
AUGGCUUACCCAUUCCAACUAGGCUUACAAGACGCCACGUCCCCUAUUAUAGAAGAAUUAAUAAACUUCCACGACCACACAUUAAUAAUUGUUUUUUUAAUUAGUUCUCUGGUUCUUUACAUUAUUUCACUUAUAUUAACAACAAAACUUACACAUACAAGCACAAUAGAUGCUCAAGAAGUUGAAACUAUUUGAACCAUUUUACCUGCUGUUAUCCUUAUCAUAAUUGCUUUACCCUCCCUUCGCAUUUUAUAUAUAAUAGACGAAAUCAACAAUCCUGUCCUAACUGUGAAAACUAUAGGUCACCAAUGAUACUGAAGCUAUGAAUAUACUGACUACGAAGACCUAUGCUUCGACUCAUAUAUAGUUCCAACAAAUGACUUAAAACCAGGUGAACUGCGAUUAUUAGAAGUCGAUAACCGAGUUGUUCUACCUAUAGAACUUCCAAUUCGUAUGCUAAUUUCAUCUGAAGAUGUACUUCACUCAUGAGCUGUACCCUCAUUAGGAUUAAAAACUGACGCCAUCCCAGGCCGGCUAAACCAAGCAACCGUGACAUCAAACCGACCAGGAUUGUUCUACGGACAAUGCUCCGAAAUUUGCGGCUCUAAUCAUAGUUUUAUACCUAUCGUCCUUGAAAUAGUUCCACUAAAAUAUUUCGAAAACUGAUCGGCUUCUAUAAUCUAA